ACCUAACCUGCUUGACAUUCUCCAGGCAAAUCUCCAUCGAUAGACGGUAUGGCAAUACUAAGGAGGUUGAUCCUGACCUUGCUGGUCACGUGGGGAGUCGAGGGACAACAUGAUCCGUUAAAGGACUUUUGCAGACGAUUUUCACAUCAAACGGCUGUUGUUGAUCGAAGAUUAUAUAUCGAUGGCGGAUUCAUCAACUAUAACCCCCUGGCACAGAACCCAGUUAACGAAUCAAAUACAAAUAUCCUCUACGCCGCCCUCGAUAUCGACAACCUCGGCAUGCCCCAAGAAUACAACAACCUAAGCAAACCCAGCACCGCGCCCUCCGUCAACGGCGGCAUUCUCUGGCCCGACACCAUCAACAAACUCCUAUACCUCUACGGCGGGGAAUUCUCCAACAAUACCAGUCCCCCCGCCUACUCCUCCUGGGUCUACGACAUUAUCUACAACACCUGGAACCAGACCGUCGCUGACCCUACACAGUCCUCCAUCCAACGAGCCAGCUACGGCGCGGGCGUCACCCUCCAAGACCGCGCAGUGGGGUAUUACUACGGUGGAUGGUUAUCGAAUACCUCGGUUCCGGGCUGGGGGAAGGCAGCCCCAUUAGUCCUGUCGAGUUUCCUACAGUAUGAUAUGUUGCAGAAUACGUGGACGAAUUCAUCGGGGCCGGACUCAGUGGGCAGGGCUGAGGGCGUCAUGGUGUAUAUUCCGGCUAGUGAUCGGGGGAUGUUGGUAUAUUUUGGGGGGGUGCAGACCUCUACCUCGGCCUCUACAAAUGCAACUGGGAGUGGAAGUGGGGGUGUGAUUGCCCAAGGCUUAGAGGAUAUAUUAUUAUACGACAUCGCCAACAGCAAAUGGUACAGCCAAAAAGCCACAGGCCAGAUCCCGGGGGACAGACGACGCUUCUGUGGCGGAGCGACCUGGGCUCAAGAUAAAUCGUCAUAUAAUAUAUAUAUUUACGGGGGAUUGAGUGUUCCGACUGGAGUGGGAUAUGAUGAUAUUUACAUCCUAAGUAUUCCGUCGUUUACGUGGAUUAAAUGGUACCCAACAACCUCAGAAGCAGGAUUCCCUCACCACUCCUUAUCAUGUAACGUUAUAGAUGGCGCUCAGAUGAUAGUAAUGGGCGGCACCUUCCCGAACAGUACAGCCUGCGACGUCCCCCAAAACUACGGCAUGCACAACAUGGACCUGGGGAAACAAAACUCGGAACAGAAGAAAUGGAUCCGAUUCAGACCGAACGUUACGACGUAUGUGGUGCCGAGUGAGGUUAUUUCUGUUGUGGGGGGAGGGUCAACCGGCGGCGCAACCCUCACAACCCCAACCUCCGGAUUCGACAACCCCGAUCUCCAAACCUACUUUCAACGAGUCUAUACCCCUUCUUCUCGCUCACCGACCCGAGCCAUUCCCACACAGACCGGAUCAAGUAAUUCCACGACCUCCGAACACCAAUCUACACAUGUUGGCGCUAUAGUAGGUGGUGUGGUUGGCGGUGUAGUCGGGGCUGCUGCCAUCGCUGGGAUACUAUACUGGUGUUUGCGUCGCCAGAAAAACACCUCCGGCGAAAGGGAUCCACCGGGGGAAAUCCACCACGAAGAUAUAAAGUUAUCUGAUGAGGUGGAGGCGGGACAGAAUCGCUGGACGGGGGGGAGUAUGGCGACGGAGUUGCCGGAUGAGGGGAGUGUUUCUGGACAUGGGAACGGGCAGAGGGGGAGUAAUCGGUGGACGGGACAGAGUUUGGGGAGUUCGGAGUUGGCGGAUGAGAGGAGUGGGUUGGUGGGGGGAAGGCAGAGGGGGGAUGUUGCGGAGUUGCCUUGAUAUAUACUAAUGGGGUAUGUGGUGGGUGGAUUAGGGUAAUGAGAUAUGUUAUUUGGUUAUGGAUUUAUGUUGGGGGUGGGUGAUGGUUGGUUGGUUGGAUUGUAUUAUGAGAUUGAUUUAUUCUAGUUAAUUAUUAUUGGGAUGAUUUAGGCUUGGGUAUAUUUAUAGAAAAGG
Molecule: messenger RNA, 1989 nt
Organism: Aspergillus sclerotioniger CBS 115572
Lineage: Eukaryota; Fungi; Ascomycota; Eurotiomycetes; Eurotiales; Aspergillaceae
Exons: 7
Coding region: 49-1815 (588 amino acids)
Molecular function (GO): protein binding
Source: RefSeq, a predicted model, not a curated record